Molecule: messenger RNA, 1657 nt
Organism: Camellia sinensis
Lineage: Eukaryota; Viridiplantae; Streptophyta; Magnoliopsida; Ericales; Theaceae
Cellular component (GO): mitochondrial outer membrane
Source: RefSeq, a predicted model, not a curated record
AAGUACGAAUCAAUCUACACGCACGUUACAUCGGCAAAGAUAGAUAAGUUGAAAACUCAAGAAAGAUUCGCAAGACUCAAACAAACACACACAGAGUUGAUCGUAUGAAUCGAUCGACUCUGGCCCUCAUCCUUGUCAACUCGCCCGAGUCACGCCUCUUUAUCACACACCUCCGUCUCAAUCCAACGGUCAGAUCUCUCGCCGGUGUCUCCACCACCACCAAGCCCUCACGCAGACAAUUCUCAAUCGCUAACAACAACAAACGAACCGCCUCCUUCGCCGCCGGACGCCGGAAACCUAACUUACUCUCGACGGCCAUGGACGCGCCACCGCCGGCCGGGGAUGACUUUGUGAGCAUCGACGGCCCUGAAUCCCCUGUGCGCCAAGACCCUAGCCUUGUUGAUAUUGAAAACCUAGUUCAAAGCAUUUCGUCUGUGGAUGAAGAUAGAGGCGAAGAUGUGGAUGCGGAUGUCGGAGAUGGAGGUGAUCAGAGGCCGGUGCUGCCGGAGGAGCUUUCGCGGAGUGUGAUGACGCUUUCUUGUGAAUCGUCAGCGGAGGGGGGGAUUUGCGAUGUUUAUUUGGUUGGAACCGCUCACGUUUCUCAGGAAUCAUGCCAAGAAGUUCAAGCUGUAAUCAGUUUUCUAAAACCACAGGCUGUUUUCUUGGAACUAUGCUCAAGUCGUGUGCCUGUACUUACUCUUCAGAAUUUAAAGGUACCAACCAUGGCGGAAAUGUUGGAUCUGUGGAAGAAACAGCACAAUAUCUUUGGAAUACUCUACAGCUGGUUUCUUGCCAAGGUUGCUAGUAAGCUAGAGGUUUUACCUGGUUCCGAGUUUCGUGUGGCAUUUGAAGAAGCAUCGAAGUAUGGUGCCAAGGUGAUACUUGGUGAUCGUCCGAUACAGAUAACUUUACGAAGGACAUGGGCAAAGAUGCCGCUUUGGCAUAAGACAAAAUUAAUCUAUUCCUUACUUUUCCAAGCAUUAUUUUUACCGAGCCCUGAAGAUCUUACUAAAAUGCUGAAGGAAAUGGAUGAUGUUGAUAUGUUGACUCUUGUGAUUCAAGAGAUGAGCAAGGAGUUCCCCACUCUAAUGGAAACCCUUGUACAUGAGCGAGAUCUGUAUAUGUCGUCCACAUUAUUAAGGGUUGCUAGUGAGCACAGUUCAGUUGUCGCAGUUAUUGGAAAGGGGCAUAUGCAGGGAAUUAAGAAGCAUUGGAAGCAGCCAGUUGAGGUGAAGCAUCUUCUAGGUGUAGAUUUACCUUCACAGAAGCCAGCAAUAUCUGCUGUGAAGAUCCUCGCAACUCUCGGAGCUGCAGUUGCUGGAGUGGCCAUAAUUUCUGGCAUUUAUCUUUCAAACAAAAAAUAGAGUCGUUUCCUUGAAGAUGGUAAACUAGAAAUUUUCUUUGACCAAAUUUUGAAAGUCUGGUAUAAAGUUGUGAUUCUUACAAACAAUCCAUAAAAUGAUAAGGCCGUCUAGAGAUAGUUCAAUUUCUAUCAAUUGUACCCUCCUCUUGAGGAUCCGUCAUCAUCAACUCUUUCUUUCUUCUAAAAAAAUAAGUAAUGACAAAAUCUGACAAAUUUAUCAAGGAUGCGCAGCAGCUCGGUGCUACAACUGAAGUAUUGAUGAUCAAUGUGAAGUAUGAAAUCAAAAUUUUCUUU